AUGGACAUCGCCGCACUACGCGAGACCCGUUUCUCCGAACAAGGCCAACUGGAGGAGGAGGGUGCCGGCUACACCUUCUUCUGGAGCUGUCGACCCAGGGCAGAGCGACGGGACGCGGGUGUCGCCUUCGCCAUUCGGAACGACAUCGUGGGACGACUGCCCUGCUUGCCGCAGGGCAUCAACGAUCGCCUGAUGAGCCUCCGUCUGCCUCUCUGGGGAGGCAAAUUCGCCACCAUCAUCAGCGCCUACGCUCCGACGAUGACCAACCCCGACGCCGUCAGAGACAAAUUCUACGAGGACCUGCACGCCCUCUUGGCGACUGUGUCGAAGGCGGACAAGUUGAUUGUCCUUGGGGACUUCAACACCCGCGUCGGCACAGACCAUACUGCCGAGAGGGGAGUGCUGGGUCCCCACGGUCUCCGCGGCUCCAACGACAACGGCCUGCUGCUUCUCCGCAUCUGCGCAGAACACCGCCUCAUCCUGACGAAAACCUUCUGUUUGCCGGAGCGAGAGAAGGCCACCUGGAGGCAUCCUCGGUCGCGCCAGUGGCACCUGCUGGACUAUGUCCUCGUCCGGAGACGAGAUCAGCAGGACGUGCUGGUGACGAAGGCGAUCGCGGGUGCUGACGGGUGGACCGACCAUCGCCUCGUCAUCUCGAAGAUGAGUAUUCGCCUACAGCCUCGCAGGAGACCACAAGGUAAGCGACCCCCAGGUAAGCUGAAUGUUGCUUUGUUGUCUUUGCCCGCCCACCAUCUUCAUUUCAGCAAUGAGCUAGCUCAAAGGCUAGACAACCUUCCUAUCGCUGCCGCCGACGACGACCCCGCCACUGCCGAGAACGCCUCCGUGGAGAACCGCUGGUGUCAACUGCGAGACACGGUCCAGUCGACGGCGCUCGCCGUCCUCGGUCGCGCUCCCCUCCAACACCAGGACUGGUUCGACGGCAACGACGCCACCAUCAGAAAUCUGCUUGCUGAGAAGAACCGCCUACACAAAGCCUACGUUGAUCACCCCACUGAUGCCACCAAAGCUGCCUUCUACCGCAGUCACCGACAGCUCCAGCAACGACUGCGCGAGAUGCAGGACGCCUGA
Messenger RNA from Spirometra erinaceieuropaei, 1089 nucleotides. NCBI's taxonomy places the organism in Eukaryota, Metazoa, Platyhelminthes, Cestoda, Diphyllobothriidea, Diphyllobothriidae. The record is from the annotation of a GenBank genome assembly.